AUGGAGUGUAGAGUGCUCCUACUCAUCCUAACAUCCCUGGUCCUCCGGAGCUCGGGCGAACAUCACAUGAAGCAACAAGUCGAAAGGCGACAAUCCAGCAACAAAGACACCCCCAUCGUAGUCGCCAACUGGUGCGCCGACGAUGUCUAUCCAGCCAUGUUGACACAGAGCGGCGGCGGGCCCACCGAACACGGCUUGCGCUUACAGUCCGGCGAGAACCAAACGAUCUACGUUAGCGACGACUGGCAAGGCCGUGUUUGGGCGCGCACGAACUGCUCUUUUGACGACAGCGGACAAGCUCAGGGCGGCAGUGGCUCAGCGUGCAGCACUGGCGAUUGCGGAGGGGCAUUGGGAUGCCAGAUCGCGGGCGCUCCUCCGGCUACCCUUGCGGAGUUUACGUUGCACGGCGGGAUGGAUCAGACUUACUACGACAUCAGCUUGGUCGAUGGCUACAAUUUGCCUCUGGCGAUCGUGAUGCUUGCGAACGGGAACAGCGAGCUGGAGCAGAUGCAGGGCAGUAAGACCAACCCUUCCUGCGUCGGCAGCGUGGGCGAUCUCGCACCCCAAAACUUCGACCCGUAUAAGAACGGCCAGCAAUUCCUCGGCACCAGCUCCAACAACCCAAUGCCAUUCGAGACCAAGACGACCUCAGACGACGUCGAGCAGUGGUGCCCGUGGGAUCUCCAAGUCGACGCACCAACCGCACCCGGAAAUGGCAUCUAUCCUUACCCCGACGGUAACGUCCAGAGACCCGUCUUCGACCCAUGCCUCUCGGCCUGCGCCAAGUACAGCGAAGACCAAUACUGUUGCACCGGCAAAUACGAUGGUCCAAGCCAAUGCUCGACCAACUACUACGCCAAGGCGGCAAAGUCUGUGUGUCCGGACGCCUAUUCCUACGCCUACGACGACCAGGACAGCACGUUCAUUAUCCCUGAGGGCGCUGGGUUUCAGGUCAUCUUCUGUCCGGGCCGAGCAGGGGUGGACAGUCUUCCGGAUCUUCUUCAAGCGGCUCAUUGUCAGAGUUGCGACUCGGAAAGCUAG
Saxophila tyrrhenica is the source of this 1041-nucleotide messenger RNA. RefSeq lists its product as uncharacterized. The record is from RefSeq and is a predicted model, not a curated record. The transcript is spliced from 2 exons. Gene Ontology annotation, cellular component: extracellular region. The coding region runs from base 1 to 1041 and encodes 346 amino acids. Gene Ontology annotation, biological process: defense response. Lineage: Eukaryota; Fungi; Ascomycota; Dothideomycetes; Mycosphaerellales; Extremaceae.